AUGCGUGAGAUUGUCCAUCUUCAAGCUGGCCAGUGCGGAAACCAAAUUGGCGCAAAGUUCUGGGAAGUAAUAUCCGACGAACACGGCAUCGACCCAACUGGGACCUACCAUGGAGACAGUGAUCUUCAGUUGGAGAGGAUCAACGUUUACUACAAUGAAGCCACGGGAGGGAAGUAUGUCCCGCGUGCCGUCCUGGUUGAUCUGGAACCAGGCACCAUGGACAGUGUCCGCUCAGGUCCAUUUGGUCAGAUCUUCCGUCCAGACAACUUUGUCUUUGGUCAGUCUGGGGCUGGAAACAACUGGGCUAAGGGACAUUACACAGAAGGAGCUGAGUUGGUAGAUUCUGUUCUAGAUGUGGUUAGAAAGGAAGCUGAAGGCUGUGACUGUCUGCAGGGGUUCCAGCUGACCCAUUCUCUCGGAGGUGGAACCGGGUCCGGGAUGGGAACACUCCUCAUCAGUAAGAUCAGGGAAGAGUACCCAGACAGAAUCAUGAACACCUUCUCUGUAGUUCCAUCUCCUAAAGUAUCAGACACAGUCGUAGAGCCCUACAAUGCGACAUUAUCCGUCCAUCAGUUGGUAGAAAACACAGAUGAGACAUUUUGUAUUGACAAUGAAGCUCUCUACGACAUCUGCUUCCGAACCUUGAAACUGACCACUCCAACAUAUGGUGACCUCAACCACCUGGUCAGUGCCACCAUGUCUGGUGUGACCACCUGUCUCCGGUUUCCUGGUCAGUUGAAUGCAGAUUUGAGGAAACUGGCCGUUAACAUGGUGCCAUUCCCACGUCUGCAUUUCUUCAUGCCUGGAUUCGCUCCACUGACCUCCCGAGGAAGCCAGCAGUACAGAGCUCUGACUGUCCCAGAACUGACGCAACAGAUGUUCGAUGCCAAGAACAUGAUGGCGGCAUGUGACCCACGUCACGGGCGUUACCUGACUGUUGCAGCCAUAUUUCGGGGUCGCAUGUCCAUGAAGGAAGUGGACGAGCAGAUGUUGAAUGUCCAGAACAAGAACUCCUCCUACUUCGUGGAGUGGAUCCCCAACAACGUUAAGACAGCAGUUUGUGACAUUCCACCCCGCGGCCUCAAGGUCAGUACAGUACAGUCUUGUUCA
Candidula unifasciata is the source of this 1110-nucleotide messenger RNA. The record is from the annotation of a GenBank genome assembly. NCBI's taxonomy places the organism in Eukaryota, Metazoa, Mollusca, Gastropoda, Stylommatophora, Geomitridae.